CAACUGUGGCUUUGUUUGCCUCAAUUAAUCUGAAGGAAAUUGAAAGAAACGCUAGACAAAUUAUAUUUCUGUACAUACCUGUUCCUUGUUUACUUUGUUAUUAAUGCAGCUCUUCGAGUCCAUGGCCCCUCAGAUCCACUUGUGGCCCAGGUGAGAGGAUCAGUUCUCCUGCCAUGCUUUAUUAAAGGUUCACUGCCUUUAGAAGAUCUCCAGGUAGAAUGGAAAAAGCUAGAUACAGAUUCUGUAGUGAGCCUCUUCCAGCAAGGAAAAAGCAGACCAGAUCUCCAGACUCAGGUGUUUAGAGACAGAGCUGACUUUUUUCCAGAUGAGGUCCCAAAAGGGAAUUUCUCCAUCUUACUGAAAAAUGUGAUCAAAGAUGAUGUUGGAGUUUAUAGAUGCCAAGUCAACACAACCCAGGACACUGGUCAAGUUAUAAUGGAAAUGAAAGAGAUCGAGAUUUUUGUUGUGAUAGGGGCAGACCAUGCUGUCUUUGCCCAUGAGGGUGAGGAUGUCAUACUGAACUGCUCUGUAGAUUCCCAUGUACCAGCCAGUGAGAUUGAAGAAGUGACCUGGAAGAAGAAAGAUGGAGACGAAAGCAUCCUUGUCCUGCUUUAUCAAAACAGUGAAAUUUUCCCAGACUCCUCACAUGAGAGUUAUCAGGGAAGAGUUGAUUUCUUUUCCUCUGAAAUCUCUAAAGGAAACUUCUCACUACAGUUGAAGGAGGUAAAGAUGGAAGAUAAAGGAGAAUUCACAUGUGAGGUCCACACUAGUGACAUGUCAGCAAGGACUACUGUGAUACUGCAUGGUGUAGAGCAUUUUGUGGUGAAAGGGGCAGACCAUGCUGUCUUUGCAAAUGAGGGUGAGGAUGUCAUACUGAACUGCUCUGUAGAUUCUCAUGUACCAAUGAGUGAGAUUGAAGAAGUGACCUGGAAGAAGACAGAUGGAGAUCAAGACAUUCUUGUCCUGCUUUAUCAAGACAGUGAAAUCUUCCUAGAUUCCUCACAUGAGAGUUAUCGGGGAAGGGUUGAUUUCUUUCUUUCUGAAAUCACCAAAGGAAACUUCUCACUAAAGCUAAAGGAGGUGAAGAUGAAAGAUAGAGGAGAAUUCACAUGUGAGGUCCACACUAGUGACCUGUCAGCAAGGACCACUGUGUUACUGCAUGGUGUAGGUUUCUCUGCAUUACAUGUACUAAUCCUGAUGUUUUGCUUGAUUGCACUAUUGCUGGCAGUAGGAUUUUGUGGUCCUGUUUUUAAUCUCCUGCGGAAGAGAGUUGUUACCAAAAGUGCCAUGAAAAUACACAUUUCUCUGAUCCUUUUUCCAAAUAUUUGCAUGAUUAUUGCUUUCUGCUUGUGGUCGAAAGAAGGGUUUCUGUUGGAGGUUAUUACUUGUUUAACUGUCAGUAUCAUAAGACCCAUCAUGCUGAUAAAAUUUUCUUCGUAUCUCAACAGAUUCCCAAAAUUCUUUCAAAAGGCUGUGAAAGUUUUGGCUGUUCCACUUUACCAUUUAAGUUUAACAAUGGGUGCAUGUUCCCCUGUCUUUGGUCUCCGGAUGCAUCUGACUUUGUUUCUAGAAGUUCUGAUUGGAACACUGCUUGCAUUGAAACUCACUCCAUAUGCCGCUUUGGAGUAUGGCUAUGAGAUAGCUGCAGUAUUACCAGCUCUAAUUGUGGGGAUUUUGAUUGUACUUUCACUACAAAGGCACCUAUUUCUAGGAAAACCAUUUGGAUGUGUGCACAUCACUUUGUCAUCUCUUAUGAUGUUUGCAUUCACCUGCUAUGAAAUAUUUUUCUAUAUUCUUUUCACUUUUCUAUUAAAAAUUCUUAUCGGAUUGAAAAAUCUAUUUGUGGUUGUACUGCUUUUGUGUGCAUGGCUAGUAGUAAUUUGUCUGGUGCGUUAUCACCGAGGAUAUAUACAAAGAUGCUGCUCUCAUUGGAGAAAAAUAGGAUAUUCAUUCUGCACUGCUACUGCUGCAUUUUUAUUCACUGCAUAUGGCACAAUGUGCAUUUAUUAUACAUACAUCCUCCUAAGAAGUCAAGACCGUGGUGGAUUUUUGGCUCUGAUGCCAUUACUCCAUGUUUUGGCAGCAACAUGCUUGUUCAAGCAUCCCAAACAUUUACCUGAUUUGCUUCACAUUAUGGUCUACAUGUUUGGAGCUGUGGGUCUCAGUACUAUAAAUUCAAUCGUUCUUGCCACAGAACUGAUCCUGAAAGAAGGAAAAGGAGUGCGGAAUAUAGAAGAUCUCUGUACGAUUGUUUUACCACUUGAAACACUGUUUGUCAGUGCUUGGCUCAUUUUGCAGAUCUAUGAUGCCUGGCUGAGAUUUAAGGAUGGAAGUCAUCAAUUUGAAGAUGAGACAACAGGAUUUGAGGUUGCAGAAAUGGAGGUUCUCACAAACCCUGACCCAAACUCUAAGUCUGAAUAAUCUGAGAGGAUCAAUAUGCACCAACUAUUAGAUUUCAGAGGCAUUUUUGCUCAAGCUUUGUUUUAUUUGUUCAUAUUGCUUUGUAAAUAUAGAGGCUUUUUUUAUGAUGCUUAUAGAUGCUUUAAACAAGCAGAAUUACAAAUGCAGUUUUCAUUGGGAAUGGGGUGAAGAAUGCUGAGGAUGGAGCUGCCAGGAGGAGAAAAGAGGAAGGACAAGGAGGAAGUUUAUGGAUUUGGUGAGGGCAGAAAUGCAGGUGGUAAUUUAAAGGAGGCAGUUGUGGUAUGGAGAUGGUGAUCUGCUGUGGUGAUCCCUAAAGGGAACAGCCGAAAGAAGAAAAAGGUGACUGAAAACAUGACUUGUUUCUGUAUGUGCUUCAGUGUAACUCGAUAACCCAUAAUACAUAUUGAACAUUACAUCUAAAAGGGCACCAUCUGCAAAAGUAUCUGUUUUCCAUUCCUUCAAACUUAUAAAAUAAAGAUGCUUUA
Molecule: messenger RNA, 2906 nt
Organism: Silurus meridionalis
Lineage: Eukaryota; Metazoa; Chordata; Actinopteri; Siluriformes; Siluridae
Exons: 18
Coding region: 436-2421 (661 amino acids)
Source: RefSeq, a predicted model, not a curated record